Molecule: messenger RNA, 2019 nt
Organism: Penicillium odoratum
Lineage: Eukaryota; Fungi; Ascomycota; Eurotiomycetes; Eurotiales; Aspergillaceae
Gene: flbA
Product: developmental regulator FlbA
Exons: 4
Coding region: 1-1986 (661 amino acids)
Biological process (GO): intracellular signal transduction
Source: RefSeq, a predicted model, not a curated record
AUGCCAACUCUAUCCAUUAACCACUACCGAGAUUCUGAUCCUGUAAUAACUACUCCUUCUCGCGCUUCCCCUGUCACUGUACCUCCAACGACUGAUCCGCCUACCCUGCAUACUUUUACGGGGUCAGUCGUCGGUUCUAUUUCCCGCCGCAAUCGUCGCUCCUUUGCAGCUUUAGCCUCUAGGACUUCAAGUGCCUUUGCUAAGUCUAUCAAUCAAACUACCCCAUUACGAUCUUCUCCAUCCGCCAGCAGUUUGUCAAGACUGUCCACACUCAGCGCGACCGUCAACCCCUUGACCCCGCCAUUGUCAGACGGAGAGUUCAACUCACUGGAUUUCGCGCGCUCAGAAUCUCCGGCAUUGACCGAACUGAACUCAUCUCAUAAACGUCGCUUAACUCUGCAGCGCAUUCCGUCCCAAGAGAUCCGUCUUACUCAGGCCACUGUGCCAACUGCACCGCCCACGAUGCACCAAACUUCAUCUAGGUUGUUGCGCAUGACCGAAGAUGAGCGCCCUUUCACCAAGGAUUUCAUGGACUUGUUCUCCACCUUGAUGGUUAGUUUGAAGCUGGACACCCACCGGGUUCGUUUCACCCGUUAUGACCACACCUUUACCUCGGAGGAGGCCAUCAACAACUUGGGCUCGCUCAAGUUCUCCCAAUCGAACCGCAUGCCUGACCCCAAGGACCCCUCCCGCAUCGUCACAACCACCACCACCACUACCUUCUCCAUGGCCAAGGAAAUGGCUCGUUCUGUUUGUCAGCGAUUCGUCGACGCCCGUUUUAUCGAGUCUGUAGAUGGCAAGGCCUUACCGGUUUUCCCUCUCAAGGGUGCCCUGUUCCAGCUCACCCCCAAGGGAAUUAACAUCCUGCAGCGCUUCUGCCAGCGGAACGGAAUCACCGCCCGUCACGUCAUGGAUGUGUUGGAGUCGCCGCGGAAUACUAUGCAAUUGGUGAACCUGGAGCGAGACAUUGAAUCUGAUAAAUUGUCGCAUGACCGCGCCACCAUUGAAGUCAUCUUUCGCCGAUUCGCCGGCCAGGAUGGCCCCAACAUCAAGAGCAGCAUUUCCACAUCCGAUUCCGACUCAUUAAGUGACUACACCAAUGGUCUGGUGGGAGUGAAGAUGGCUCGGGAGCGGAAAUUGCAGGAUGGCAAGGUCUACGGCAACACAUUCACCGGCAAAGGAGCCGUGGAUUGGUUGAUGGAUUGCUCUACCACCAUUGAGCGCCGGGAGACUUGUUUGAUUGCCGAGCUGUUUCUCAAGUAUGGUCUGAUCACCAUGAUCCAGGACGACAAGACUUUCCCCGAUUCCAACGCCGUGUUCCAACCAUCCAAAUACUCCAUUUACUGCAUCACCGAGCGCGGCCAGCGUGUAUGUGGAUGGAUCGCCCGCGACAAGAACCGUGACGCCAGCGCCAACACUACCUACGACAACCGUGGCAUGCCUCGGGAUUCCAACAACGCUCGCCUCACCCACAUCCUUGGCGACCCUGCCCUCCGUCUUUUGUUCCGCGAGUUCCUGCGCUACUCUCUCUGUGAAGAGAACCUAUCGUUCUACCUCGAUGUGUCCGAAUUCACUGCCAACUACCACAAGGCCGAGAAGGCCGGUGUUUUCAGCAAGGUGGACUCGGUCCGAGAAACCUUGGCUGCUGCCUAUGGCUUGUACAACGCGUUCCUGGCUCCUGGAUCCCCUUGCGAGUUGAACAUUGACCACGCCCUACGCAACAGCCUGGCCAGCCGUAUGACCAAGGCUGUGGGAGACGAUGAAUCCAUGUUCAAGAGCCUUCAAGAGGUGGUGAGUCUUUUUGAACUUGCUCAGACCUCUGUCUUCAAGUUGAUGUCAAGUGACUCGGUUCCGAAAUUCCUUCGUGACCCCAAGUACUCCGUUGUCCUGCAGGAGCAUGACGUCGACAUCUUCGGCGGGUCUCGUUCGUACUCACCGACCCCCGGUGGUCCGGAACGCACCAUGAGCCGUUCUGCGCGGACAUGACAAUUACCGCGAGGCAGCGUGGAUGUUUCCUAC